Chinchilla lanigera (long-tailed chinchilla) is the source of this 3506-nucleotide messenger RNA. RefSeq names its product interleukin 18 receptor 1 (gene Il18r1). The record is from RefSeq and is a predicted model, not a curated record. NCBI's taxonomy places the organism in Eukaryota, Metazoa, Chordata, Mammalia, Rodentia, Chinchillidae. The transcript has 11 exons. The coding region runs from base 123 to 1751 and encodes 542 amino acids. Gene Ontology annotation, biological process: positive regulation of type II interferon production; interleukin-18-mediated signaling pathway. Gene Ontology annotation, molecular function: interleukin-18 receptor activity; interleukin-1 receptor activity; interleukin-18 binding.
CCUUCGCGCCCCGCCGCCUCCUGGGGUUCGGGCCGCCGCGCCUCUGCCUGCCGGACGCCGCCGGUGCGGAGGAGCGGGAGGACGGCGCCGGAAGGGGAGCCGUUUGCAGCAGGAGCCUAAGCAUGCGUCGCGGAGAAUUGUUCUUGACACUUUGGGUUCUUACAGUUAGAAGCACUUCCGGGGAAGAUUGUAUUUCACGGCUCCACGUUAAUGUGGUAGAAGGGGAACCUUUUUACCUCAAAUAUUGCUCCUCUGCUCUGAGAAGUAAGGCAGCCGCCAUAAAAUGGUACAAAAGCGACGCCCCCCAUGGGCAUGCUGAGCUGCACCUGGGCACCUCAGCCCGGAUUACUCUGCAUAAGGACGUCUUGGAGUUUUGGCCGGUGGAGUUAGAGGAUGAGGGAUCCUACUUUUGCCAGUCAGGAAAUGAUACCCAGAAAUGGAUGGUAAAAGUUAUCAGAAGAAAUAAUCAGAGCUGUUUUACUGAAAAACAAGUAAAAAGUAAAAAUGUGGGAGUUACGAAAUCUUUGCAGAUACCCUGCAAUAAUAGUUACUAUAAAGAUCGGAUCCACAGAACGUCACUGUACAAGGACUGUAUAAAGAUAGCAGAAAGCAAUCUAUUCUAUCUAAAGCCCAUACAGAAGAACGCGGAGUUUAAGGACCAGGGUUAUUACUCCUGUGUAUUUUCUCUUCAUCAUAACGGGAAACUGUACAACAUCACCGAAACCCUCAAUAUAACAAUAGUUGAAGAUCGCAGUAAUGUCAUUCCAGUUAUUCUUGGGCCAAAGUUGACUUCAGUUGAAGUGGAAUUAGGAGAAGAUGUAGAACUCAACUGCUCUGCUUUGGUGAAUGAAAAGGACUAUUUUUAUUGGAGCUUCUGGAAAGAAAAUGGACCAGAUCCUAAUGUGCUCGAAGACAACAAAAGCAACUCUUGGACUUUAGAAGGCAAAACAUAUGCUUCAAAAAUACUGAGAAUUCAGAAAAUUAAUGAAAACAAUCUAAAUUUUUUAUACAAUUGUACUGUGACCAACGCCAGAAGCAUAGACACCAAAAGCUUCAUCUUGUUGAGGAAAGCAGGCACGGCUGAUAUCCCGGGCCACGUCUUCACUGGAGGGAUGAUCGCAGCCACUGUGGUCUCCGUGGCAGUCCUGUGCCUGGGGGUCGUGUGUGUCAUUUGUAGAGUGGACCUGGUUCUGUGUUACAGACACUGGAUGGGAAGCGACGAGACAUUGACAGAUGGCAAGACGUACGACGCAUUUGUGUCCUACCUGAGAGAGUGUGGGCUGGAAGAUGGGGAGGCGUACACCUUCGCUGUGGAGACUCUGCCCGCAGCGCUGGAGAAACACUUCGGGUAUAAGCUGUGCAUAUUCGAGAGGGAUGUUGAGCCCGGAGGAGCUGCUGUCGAUGACCUCCAUUCACUGAUCAGGAAAAGCCGACGGCUGAUCAUUGUCCUCAGUAAAAGUUACAUGUCUCAUGAAGUCAGGUACGAACUUGAGAGCGGACUCCACGAAGCACUGGUGGAGAGGAAAAUUAAAAUAAUCUUAAUUCAGUUUGCACCUGUUGAGGACAUCACGUUCUGGCCGCAAUCUCUAAAGCUUUUGAAAUCACACAGAGUUCUCAAGUGGCAGGGUGAUGAGUCUCUUUCCUACGACUCGCGGUUCUGGAAAACGCUUCUUUAUUUAAUGCCUGCAAAAGCACUCAAGCCAGAUGGGGGUGGAUCAGAGGUCUUGCCUGUUCUUGCUGAAGCAUCUUGAGGUUUAGAACGGCUGCGUGACACAAAGACUUCUAGUGAUCCUGGAGACUGAGUGUGCGCGCUGGUUCAAAGCAGACUCUGAAACAUUGGACGCUUUACAAAUCCCACUUGCUUUCUGAAGAUGGGAUUUGUCAUUGGCUCAUCAGGAAUGAGACUGAAUCUUGAGCUGGCCCUAAGCUUCCAGAAGACCCUGGAAUUCAAGAGAGCUGCAGCUGGCCCUUCGCCCUGGCAGCUGCUUGCACAGAUCCUGUGGUCAGCAAGUACGAUGCUGGGUCCCGGGCAGACAGACUGUGCGGGACAACGGGGCACCACGCUGAGAGCAUCCGGGCUAUUGGUCUGGGGGACUUUAAAUGCAGCAGGAAGGAUUCUCCACGAACCGGUGGGUGGCAGUCCUCGGAAUGCUGCCUUACCUACCCUGGCCACCUUGGGUCCUGGUGGGAUGGCGAGGAGGAGUGGGUGGGGCUGCGGCUGGGGGUGCAGGAGUUGUGGGGCUGAGCAGGGUGCUGCGGCGGGGCCUGGACCCCAGGAUAUGCUUCCUUUUCCCUUCUCCCACUCGCUGUUCAAGGCAGCAGUUCCGGGAGCCCCGGUGAGGCACAGGGCAGGGCUUGCUUACCCAGACCUAUUCUUGAGAGCCCCCUAAAGGCACUCCAAGCACCUUUGCAUCUUUCAUGAGAGAUUUUAUUUCAGAUAUUCUCAGUGACUUUUACUUCUCGUGCUCUAAAACAUUGAUAGAUGUUAUGUAAAUAUUUGUAUUCAGGCUGGUGCCAGAUCACAUUAGCCAUUAAACAGAAAAAAAGAAAUGUGUCUGUUUGAUUUUAAAAAAAUCCUGUGUGAAAUGCCCCUGGCACAGAGGCAGCCUGGCAUGGUGGUCGAGGGUCUGGGUGGUGUAGCCCACCCAGAGCUCUGGUCUUGCUCUUCCUCUGUGAGCUCUAGAGCCUUCCCUAACCUCCCCGUGCCUCAGGUUCCUCAUCUGUAAAACUGGAACUUACAAUGGUCGUACCUACUUCCCAGGGUACUAACUCUGCUCCAGGCCAGCCCUCCGCAGCCAGCUUCCUCUCCAUGCCGCCUUGCCCCAGGCCUCCUUAGAACAGUUCUUGGCAGAGCUACCAUUCUUCCUGUCGCUGCUAAGGCUAUUAUUACCAUAAUUAAUUCUCACUUAGAUCAGUUAUUUAGCAGUGGACCAACGAGAAGUCACAGAGCAGGAAGGGGAAGCUCAUCUGGAGAGGAGGCCAGGUGUGGUGUGAGGGCCUUUGCAAAGACAGUGAAACAGAGGUGCGGCAUAUGAGCCAGGCGAACGAUGCGUCUCCCCUGGAGCCCGGUGCUGUGGGUCUCUCCACCACCUCGAAUGCAGUAGCUGAUCAUGAAAGCCGCUGGACAGCAGUCUCUAAACAGAAGGGAAAAUCGCAGAAGCAUGAAAGCUCCGGCGUGGAGGGCUGGCUACAGUCUAUGGGUGCAGCAUGAAUGUUCCAGGGAAGUUUAGGGCAGAGAAGGAGCAGAUUUUGCUAAAACUUUAAGGAGAAAGAGAUGUUCUGUGUAAGAGGGUGAUUUAAUCUCAUAACGUUUAUGAUUUUGUGUGUGAAUUGGCUGGAUUAGAAAAGCAAAUGAAUUAAUACCUAUGUUUUAUAUGUGAAAACUUGGAAUACAAUAAAUUUCAUUACUACAAUAGUCUCUACUGCCUGCUUUCCUGUUUUGUUACAUUCUGCUUUCCUGUUUUGUUACACAGGCUUUAAAGCACAUUAAAUAUAUUUUGUAUGAA